Messenger RNA from Meloidogyne enterolobii, 462 nucleotides. Lineage: Eukaryota; Metazoa; Nematoda; Chromadorea; Rhabditida; Meloidogynidae. The record is from the annotation of a GenBank genome assembly.
AUGACAUGCCCAAAGUGUCAAAUUUCAUGUACUAAGGAAGGAGUUAAAAUCAUCUGCCCCAGCGAAUUCGCCAAUUUAGAAUUAUGCUGCGCCGGCAACUGUUCAAUAAAGCGGAAUGUUCCCGACAAUUCUGGAACUUUAUCAGGAUCGGGACUGCUAUUCCUUUUAAUUUUAUCUAUUGCAUUACCACAUGUCAAAAUCGUGUUCACCGUAUCCAAUUCAUUUUUUCAAUCUUCUCCGCUUUAUUUCAAACUCCAAUCCGCGCUAUGCGACUCUCUCUUCGCAACCAAAAUCAUGGGGAAGAAUACCUACUGCCUGAGUAUAAUACUAGGAGAACCCACAGAGAACUCAAUAGGCAUUGGAGGAUCAAUAUGCUUUGCUGCAACAAUGGGCACUCAGAUGAUGGCAUGCUCGCCUCUUGUGGCCGGCGCCCCAGUGUCGCCGAAGCGACGUUUGCCAUAA